Messenger RNA from Girardinichthys multiradiatus, 2192 nucleotides. Its product is annotated as ras-related protein Rap-2b. The transcript has 2 exons. The coding region runs from base 505 to 1056 and encodes 183 amino acids. Gene Ontology annotation, biological process: negative regulation of cell migration; Rap protein signal transduction. The record is from RefSeq and is a predicted model, not a curated record. Lineage: Eukaryota; Metazoa; Chordata; Actinopteri; Cyprinodontiformes; Goodeidae. Gene Ontology annotation, molecular function: GTP binding; GTPase activity; GDP binding. Gene Ontology annotation, cellular component: plasma membrane.
GUAUGUGGAUGUUAUUGCGGCGAUAUCAUGCUAGUUACUCAAAAAUAACAGUUUAAUUGAAAUACGUUUUAACUUACUUAAUUCAUCGAGGGACUGUGACGUAAACGAAAUUAUAUAUUUGAAUAUCAUUACUUAUUCAAUAGUUAAAUGCUUUUAUUUUGAAAGGCACCGGCAAGGAUAUUGCUUAAUGCUGAGGGUGAAUUGAUUCUGCCAAAGAGAGCAACCAACGCACAGUGGCUGCGUGAAGGAAAACGGGGGAAGCUCGGACAAGAACCGGCUGGACUGUGGUCGGGAUCUCAGCAUGCCACAAUAUAAAUGCUGAGUCUGGAGCCGAAAUAUCUGAAUUUACUUCCCGAGCGGCGAUAGUUGACGGCCACACUCCGUUUUCUAACCUUUUAGAGCUCGCAGAAAAGCGCUGGCGGCUGCGGUUUGAAAGCCAGCAGGGACAGCUAGCGGGUUCAACAGCAGAUAGGAAGCAGGAGUGUCGGCUGCUUUGAGAGAGCCAUGAGAGAGUACAAAGUAGUGGUUCUCGGGUCCGGCGGGGUCGGGAAAUCCGCGUUGACCGUCCAGUUCGUGACUGGCUCCUUCAUAGAAAAAUACGACCCAACGAUAGAGGAUUUCUACCGAAAGGAGAUCGAAGUGGACUCGUCUCCGUCUGUGCUGGAGAUCCUGGACACGGCAGGGACAGAGCAGUUCGCCUCCAUGCGAGACCUCUACAUCAAAAACGGACAGGGCUUCAUCCUGGUCUACAGUCUGGUGAACCAGCAGAGCUUCCAGGACAUCAAACCCAUGCGGGACCAGAUCAUUCGGGUCAAAAGGUACGAGCGGGUACCGAUGAUCCUGGUCGGAAACAAAGUGGACCUGGAGGGCGAGAGGGAGGUCUCGUCCGGUGAGGGGAAAGCGCUGUCGGACGAGUGGAACUGCCCGUUCAUGGAAACCUCAGCCAAAAAUAAAACCUCGGUGGACGAACUGUUUGCAGAGAUAGUCCGACAGAUGAACUAUGCCACAACACCAAAUGGCGACGACCAAUGCUGCUCCUCUUGUGUGAUACUUUAAGAAAAAAGACAAUCACAAAGUUUUAUUCUCUACUCGGUUUUAAGUUUGCAAUGUGUGUUGCAGCGAGUCUGUACCGUUGGGCUCUUCUUCGUGUCUCACCCUGGCCUUGGAGGAAAAUGAACGGAGGAAUGCUGCAGGGGGACAGGAGGAGGAGAAGGGCAACUGAGACAGAGGGGAGGGUUCCACUCUUCAGGAAUUCUGUUGGGUCGGAGUAAAUGCACAAUCAAGCGUCCACCACCGAUGUCAACGCAGAGUCGGAUCAAGAGUUUCAGAAACCCCAACCCUCCUUUCCAACCGGAACUAAACUCCAAUGGAAAAGAUACAGAGAUUAACACUUAGAGGAACUCACAAAUGGAUAUUUCUGUAUGAGAAGAAGACAGGGAGAUAGAAUAUAUUUUGUUAAAUAACUGCACUGUCGGGAAGGACAAAGAUUUUGGUACCUGUAACCAGUUUGGAGAAUUUCUCCACAGCACUCCAAACCCUAUUUUAUCUUCCUUUCCAAAGUCAGAAGGAAGCCACAUAUUUGGUGAUGGAGUAUAUGUGAUGAGUGCCACUUUUUCUUUUUUUUCUUCACCAUAGCUGAAGCGAUAUGGAGACGCUGACCUGAUCGCCCUUGUGUCUAGUGCCUUUCCGAAACAAAUCAGCUGUUCAGAUUUUGUGCCAUACUAUAUGUAUCACCAAAAGAACCCUUCAACAUGGCCAUUCACAAGCUUGUGAACUCCUCUCCGGGAUAAUCUUGUAAAAUGGUUGAGGCUAAAAACUUGACUAACUACAACAGGUUUAUUUUCGUUGCUAGUGAAAAGAGUAGAUUUCUGUUUGUAUUAUGUUAUCCUUUUUUUAACUAAUGGCAUUCUUCAGUGUCUGCUUGGUCUGGCCAGAUCUCUUUCUGUUGAAAUGCGCAGGUACUGAAACCAACCUCGGUGUGAUAACAAAACACGAUGCUUACCUUUCAGACCAGUUUGUUCAAAGGAAUCCAGUUUGUUCUGUUUGUUUUCGUUGUUUUUAAACAGGAAAUGUGAUGAUGUUCCGUUGACGAAUCUAAACUGAUUGUAAGUUUAAUUUCAGAUCAACCACACAACAGUGGGCUGUUUUAAAGAGAAUUCUUUUAAUACAAUUUGCAUUUUUAAAAAAAGAAA